AUGGCUAGUAGACGUGUUUUAGUAUUAGAUGAUCAUCAGAUUGGAUCAAUGAUUGAAGGACAUUCAUGGUCAGAGUUUAUUGAUGAUGAUGAUGAUAUUGAAUUAUAUAUUUUUACAAGUGAAGGUGCUUUAUCUGAAAAAGACAAAUCGUCUCCACGUGUUCGUGCUUAUAAAGAAGUUGCUCAUCCAACAACAGAUGGUACACUUGAAAUAUGGUCAUUUGAAAUGCAUAAAAAAUAUUCAUUUACACAUGUUUAUACAAAUAAUGAAGAUUUAAUUAUAAGAACAGCUCAUAUACGUACAUUACUUAAUAUAAAAAAUGGUUUAACAGCUGAAACUGUUCCAGCUUAUCGUGAAAAAGUUCGUAUGAAAGAAUUUGCUUCGAAAGGUGGUUAUCCUGUUCCACCAUUUCAACGUUUAUUUGCACCAGCUGAUCUUAUUGGUUUUAUUGAAAAACAAGGAUAUCCUGUUGUAGUUAAACCAACUCUUGGUUGUGCUUCAGCUGGUCUUAGUUUAAUUAAAACUGAAGAAGAUUUACAUACAUUUCUUUCAACAAAACUUUUCGCAUCUAUUGAUGUUGAUCAACGAAUGGAUUUAGUUGGUGAAUUUAUGGCUGAAGGAUAUAUGAAAGGUGGCAUGUUUCAUGUUGAUGGUAUUGCGAAGAAUGGUCAAAUUAUACAUGCAUGGCCAUUUGUUUAUAUUCAUACAUGUUUAAGUUUUUGUCAAGAUGGAUCAGCUUAUGGAAAUUCAUCUGUUCCUCGAUCAAAUCCACUUCAUGAUCGUUUAAUUAAAACUGCACAACGUCUUUUAAAUAUUUUACCUACACCAUCUGAUGGUUUAGUAUUUCAUUUAGAAUUAUAUGAAAAUCUUGAUGAAAAUCGUUUACCUGAUGAUGAUUUUGUUUUAUGUGAAAUAGCUGCUCGUGCACCUGGUGCUUCAAUAACACAUCUCAUUGAUUUAUUAUCUUUUCAAAAUGAUAAAAAACAAUCAUUUGCUCGAUUAGAUUUUCGUAUAAGUGUAUCAUUACCAAUACCAGAAUCUAUCGAUGAUGAAGAAAAAGUUGUUUCAGAUCUUAUUGUACCACGUAAACCGGGUAAACUUAUGUAUAUACCACGGGAAUGUCCAAUACCUGAUAUAAAAUAUAUACCAUUAGCUGAUACUGAAAAGCCAACAGUUUUUGAAAAAUAUGAUGUAAAUGGUAUGAAUAGUUCUUGUCGUUUUAUAGCAGAAACAAAGACAAUGGAACAUGGACAAGAAUUAGUCGAAAAAGGUUUUGAAUGGUUUGAAAGUGUGUUCAUAAAUACACCACUUGAUGAGCCAUGUACUGUCUCAUUAAUGAAAGAACUUCAUCGUUAUUUUCAUAGAAAAAUUUUUAAAUAA
This is a messenger RNA of Adineta steineri, 1380 nucleotides long. Lineage: Eukaryota; Metazoa; Rotifera; Eurotatoria; Adinetida; Adinetidae. The record is from the annotation of a GenBank genome assembly.